UCAAACUGGGCGGCGGGUAAAAGGAAAAGGAAAAAAAAAACGAAAACAAGUGAGCUGCUGUUGCAGAACGACAUACACACAGAAGAGCACUAAAACACGACAAAAUGUCCAAAACCUUGCAGGGAAUUACUUUGAAAGGAAGUGCCGAGCUCGUCGCUGAGUUCUUCUCUUUUGGGAUCAACAGCAUUUUAUACCAGCGAGGCAUCUAUCCUGCAGAAACCUUCACCAGAGUUACCAAGUAUGACAUGAGUCUCCAGCUCACCACGGACCCCAAACUGAAGAACUACCUCACCAAUGUGGUGUCACAACUCAAAGAGUGGCUGUUUGACUGCACGGUGCAGAAGCUGGUGGUGGUGAUCACGUGCCUUGAGACAAAUGAAGUUCUGGAGAGAUGGCAGUUUGACAUAGAGUGUGACAAGACAGCUAAGGAGAGCAGUGCUCCCAGGGAGAAAUCAAUGAAAGCCAUCCAGGAAGAAAUCCGCUCCGUUAUCAGACAGAUCACAGCCACAGUCACUUUCUUGCCCUUACUGGAAACAGCCUGUGCAUUCGACCUGCUGAUCUACACAGAUAAGGAUCUGGAAGUCCCUGAGCAGUGGGAGGAGUCUGGGCCUCAGCUUAUUGACCAAUCAGAGGAGGUUCGGCUUCGCUCGUUCACUACAACCAUCCAUAAGGUCAAUAGUAUGGUGGCCUACAAAAGAACAAACUCCAUGUAACAAUUUCCUCUGCCCUCUGACUGUUUGUUUUCUGUACAUAGUUGGUUUUUUCUUUCCAAAUAGAUUUUUCCUGUUUUGGUUUUUAUGGCUGUCUCUAAAAUAAAUAAAUAAAUAAAUAAAUAAAACGCCCUGGUUUAAAAAAGUGUUCAGUAUUUUCUUUUUCUUUUACAUUGCUUUUAUCUUUAAUGUGAUAACCGGAGAAGGCCAAUAGGUGGCACCAGUCUCUCAGUACAACAUACACAGAUCAGGAAUAACUAUUGUGUUUCCCCCUUUUUCUACUGUCUUUUUCUUCUUUAUAAAAAUAAAGAUGUUAUCAUCUCUA
Silurus meridionalis is the source of this 1035-nucleotide messenger RNA. RefSeq names its product MAD2 mitotic arrest deficient-like 1 (yeast) (gene mad2l1). The transcript is spliced from 5 exons. The record is from RefSeq and is a predicted model, not a curated record. Gene Ontology annotation, biological process: mitotic spindle assembly checkpoint signaling. Bases 105 to 713 code for a protein of 202 amino acids. Gene Ontology annotation, cellular component: nucleoplasm; kinetochore; cytoplasm. NCBI's taxonomy places the organism in Eukaryota, Metazoa, Chordata, Actinopteri, Siluriformes, Siluridae.